Molecule: messenger RNA, 5040 nt
Organism: Siniperca chuatsi (mandarin fish)
Lineage: Eukaryota; Metazoa; Chordata; Actinopteri; Centrarchiformes; Sinipercidae
Gene: chl1b
Product: cell adhesion molecule L1-like b
Exons: 32
Coding region: 389-4264 (1291 amino acids)
Biological process (GO): cell-cell adhesion; brain development
Molecular function (GO): cell-cell adhesion mediator activity
Source: RefSeq, a predicted model, not a curated record
GGUACUCCGGUUCAGACCCACUGCUAAGGAAAGCGGCGUUACGUUAACAGUAAACCUCCCUCUGCCCUCUUCCAGCGGUGGAGAAAAUUCAACUUUCUGCACGGUUGCCGCGACAUGAGUCGCACCUGAAGGUGGGCUGCUACUGAUACUAAAGGAUACUAAAAGACAAAACCCUCCCCAGCCACAGCCUGUUCACCCUGCUGCCGUCAGGAAAGAGAUGCAGAAGUAUCCGCUGCCGGACCACCAGACUUCCCUCAGGCUGUGAGACUGCAAAAUUCAUCCCCAGCACUCCCCCAUGUACUGCAUCUUCAGCGCGGCAGAGAAAUGAACUGAGGACGCAGGAGAGAGCACUCGUUUCUUGAGGACGUCCAAGAUUUACCGUGAAGCCAUGAGGUUGCAGAGGAGCCUAGGAUUAGUCGCCGUGCUAUGCUUGAUCACCUGUAUUUGUGCCUUUUAUAUGACUACAGCCCUUGACAUCCCCCUGGAGGUUUUAGGUCAUGUAAACAUUGAGCAGCUGCCCACCAUCACAGCACAGUCGCCCAGCUCUCUCAUCGCCUUCCCUUUUGAUGAAAGCUUCCCCCUGACGUGUGAAGCCAAAGGGAAUCCCGAGCCAGAAUUCAGAUGGACGAAGAAUGGCCAGGAAUUCGACCCCUUUCUAGACCCCCGGCUCAUGAAAGAGGAGAAUUCUGGGACCUUUGUGAUACCCAAUAAUGGGAACCUUACAGAAUACCAGGGGACCUAUCGCUGUUACGCCUCAAACAAACUGGGGACCGCCAUAUCGAAGGAGAUUGAGUUCAUUGUGCCCUAUGUUCCAAAGUUUCCUAAAGAGACACUUGAGCCUGUUGUGGUGGAGGAAGGCCAGCCUUUUACCUUAAAAUGUGACCCACCUAAAGGAAUACCUCCUCUGCAGAUCUACUGGAUGACUAUCAAUCUUCAGCACAUAGAACAGGAUGAGAGGGUGUCUAUGGGCUUGAACGGAGACCUUUACUUCUCUCACGCGGUGGAGAGGGACAGCAGGAGAGACUACUGCUGUUUCGCUGCCUUCCCAAGAAUAAGAACCAUCGUUCAGAAGACCGCCAUGUCUGUCAUUGUCAAGACAAAAAAAAGUGACAUGAGUCCUGAAACCGCUAAUGCAAUCCCUGAGAGAAGACCCUCUCUUCUGACGCCCUCUGGUGACAGAUCAGAGACACAGCUGGUCAAAGGAGAGGACUUGAAAUUGGAGUGUAUUGCUGAGGGAUUUCCAACUCCACAGGUUGAGUGGGUGAAGAUUGGUCAUCGACUUCCCAUUAAAGCAAAACUGGAGAAUCAUGGGAAAUUGCUGAUUGUUCCGAGAGUUGAACAGGAAGACAGUGGGAAGUACAUGUGCAAGGCAAAGAACGCGCUUGGAGAAACUGUACAUUACUUCACAGUGACAGUAGAAGAGCCUCCAGAGUGGGUCUCUGAGCCUGAGAGUCAGCUCAGUAUGAUCGGCUCAGACGUGCUCAUCAGGUGCUCUGCCAGUGGGACUCCUCAGCCGACUAUAACAUGGAGGGUGAACGGGGUACCUCUGCGGGAGGCCCCUGCAGCCAACAGGAAGGUGUUAGAUGAUACCAUAGUUUUACAUAAUGCCAAAGCCUCUGACAGUGCAGUCUAUCAGUGUGAGGCCUCCAACAGACAUGGAACCCUUCUGUCCAAUGCAAACAUCAUGAUUAUGAAUCUGCCCCCCAUGAUUUUGACCAAGGAGGGGGAGGAUUACUCUGCUGUGGAGGGGAAGGGAGUGAUGAUGCACUGCAAGGUCUUCAGCUCUCCUCCUUCUACUAUCACUUGGAGCAAAGACGACUCCUCUGAGUCUGUGGAGGGACUGAGGUUUACCGUUCAUGACAAUGGGUCGAUGGAGAUCUACAGCGUAGAGAAAGACGACAUUGGGCAGUACACAUGUUUAGCUAAAAACACAGAGGGAUCAUCUGCCAUCGAUGCCAUGCUCUAUGUGAAAGAUCCCACUACAAUAGUUGUAGCCCCGGAGGACAUGCAGAUCUUAAUAGGUACCACGGCACAGCUCUCAUGCCUCGCAGAGUACGACAAGUCCUUCAGCAACGACUUUGAGCUCCUGUGGGAAAAAGAUGAUAUGGAGAUAGCCCUCAACUACACUGAGAAUUCAAGAUACUUUAUGGAGGAUGGUAUUCUUCAGAUUAUCAAUGUAAGCCAUAGGGACCAGGGUGUGUACACAUGUGUGGCACGAACUCCAGUGGACCAACACACGGCCUCAGCGCUGCUCAUGGUGUUAGAUGUCCCUGAUGCACCUGAGUACUUGGUACUGUCUGAACACAAGAGCAAAAGUGUGAAACUGAAAUGGAUCCCUGGGGAUGAUCACAACAGCUCAACCACAGAGUUUAUUAUCGAGUACGAGGAAAGCCAGUGGGAGCCGGGAAACUGGAAGGAGCUGCUCCGAGUACCUGGGAACCACAACUCGGCUGUCCUCAAACUCCAUGGCCACGUCGACUAUCGCUUCCGUGUCUCUGGUGUUAACACUGUGGGGAGGGGUCCUCACAGCAAGUCCACAGAGAGAUACAAAACUCCCCCAACAGCCCCUGACAAGAACCCUGAAAAUAUCAAAAUCGAAGGUCAUUUGCCACAUGAAAUGGAUAUCAACUGGGGGCCCUUGUUACCCAUUGAGCACAAUGGUCCCGGUCUGGAGUAUAAGGUGAGUUACAGGAGACAGGAUGUAGAGGAGGACUGGAAGGAACACAUGGUGAAGAGACACUCGUUUGUGGUGAAGAACACUCCUACCUUUGUGCCCUAUGAGAUCAAGAUCCAAGCCAGGAACCAUCAGGGCUGGGGCCCCGAGCCCAAGAUAGUCACUGGCUACUCAGGAGAGGACUUUCCCUCUGCUGCGCCUGAUGAUGUAGCUGUGGAGGUGAUGAACAGCUCAGUGGUCAAGGUUAGCUGGACACGUGUACACAAGGACAAGUUACAUGGACAUCUGGGAGGCUACAGGAUAAACUGGUGGCGUCUGCGCAGUCUGAGGGACUCAAAGAAAAGCCACGGAGACAAACACACACUAACAUUCCCCGGGGACCGAAACAAUGCUUCAGUACCGGGACUAACACCCUUCUCUGAGUACAGCCUCAUCGUCAUGACCUUCAACGGGCGUGGCAACGGCCCCGGCAGCCAUCCCGUCAACUUCAAAACCCCAGAGGGAGUCCCAGAGAAAAAUCCUGUUUUCAGGGUCACAGAUGUACAGAAGCAUACUGUCUCUCUGGUCUGGGCCCCGCCAUUGGAGCCUAAUGGGAUUCUCACCGGGUAUCUCCUCGAGUAUCAGCUCAUCAAUGACACAGAGGAAGUGGGGCCACUGCAGACAGUAGACAUCAGCAAACCUGAUACCACCAAGUGGAUCCUGCGCGACUUGGAACCUGUGAGCAAAUACAAGUUCUACCUGCGCUCCUGCACCACGGUGGGCUGCGGGCCUGUUGUCAGCGAGGAGUGCACCACUACCCUGGAAACAACUUCCACUUUGGCUCCCACUGUUGGCCUCAGCAAGUCAGCUUCCCCCUCACCUCCAAGCACUCCAAAGUCCCCAGUGACCAAACCCACUCGUUCCACCAUAGUCCCGGCCCUGUUGAAUGUUAGCUCAGCUGUUAGUGACAACUUUGCAAAUAUCAGCUGGAUAUGUGGAGGAGAGCACACUGAGUUUUAUAUUGCAUAUAUGAACAACCGUGAGGGUUUCUGGAAGAUAUCAGAGCCCUUAAACACCUCUAAGACUUUCCACAUCAUUGACGGGCUCGAACCUGGGACUGAGUACACUGUGCGCCUUAUUCCUAACAGCUGGGUUGAUAAUUCUAGUAUAUUUGAAGAUGUUUUCACGACCGGGUCUACAGGUCUGGCCAGCAUCCACGGAGGAAUAUCCACCCAGGGCUGGUUUAUCGGCCUAAUGUGUGCCAUUGCUCUCCUCACACUCAUUGUGUUGAUCGCCUGCUUUGUCAACAGAAAUAAAGGAGGGAAGUAUUCCGUAAAAGAAAAAGAGGACCUUCACCCAGACGUGGAGUCCCAGGGCAUGAAUGACGACACAUUUUGUGAAUAUAGUGACAACGACGAGAAGCCACUGAAGGGCAGCCAACACUCGCUGAGCAGAGAGAUCAAAGCGGGGGACAGCGGGGACAGUCUGGUGGACUACGGCGACGAGGACGCUCAGUUCAACGAGGAUGGUUCCUUUAUCGGCGAGUACGCUGGGCGAAAAGAGAAGAGAGUGUCCGCUGAGAUCAAAGCCACCGUUCAGACCCCAGCAUGAGGAGCAGAACCGCCAUCCAUCCUCCCCCGGACAACAUUUUCAUUAAACCUGCUGGGAGGAACAAAUGAAAGAGGAAACAGACAUUAUCCAUACCGAGCACAAGUUUUGUGUCAAAUGUAAUGCGUCAUUGCCAACUGCACACUGCCACCCUCAUUUUAUAAAGCUCUGUUUUGUCAAGUUGCAACAGAAUGACCAUUACUAAAUACUGUGUAUAUAUAGUGUAUAUUGUUUGUGCGGAGUGUCUUUUUUUUAUAAUUAUUAUUACACAAAAAAAUUUAGAGGGCUUGGAUUUUCUUUUUUUGUAUCUCCAUUACUUCAGCUGCAGUACUGUUUGUACAAAUGUUAGGACAAUUUUACUCUUCAUUGCACAUCAUUAUACAGUAUGCAGCUUUGCCUCUGAUGCCAUCUUGUAGCAGACCACAGAUUAAGUGGGGAUAUCAAGAUAUUUUUCAAUUGGAGCAAACAUUACUGACAUUUUAUAUUUGAAUUGGAUUCAUUAAAUAUGAUGUAAGAUGUGUAUAAAGGUUGCUUAUCAACUUAUUUUUUUCAGUGGUUUUAUAUCUGACAAAAUAACAAGGACAUUUACAUAUCAUAAACAUUGAUUCUUGAGUAUUGCAUCUCCCUGUGAUGUUAGAAGAAAAUAUAAUUUAGUUAUAAUGUCUUGUUUAGCAUUUAGAUCCAUUGGAUAGUAUAAAUUACAAACUUCAGUCUGUGCUUACUGUAACAGUCCAUUACACAGAAAUUGUAUUAAAACUACAAGGACAAUUACAGUUGAA